Phragmites australis (common reed) is the source of this 1720-nucleotide messenger RNA. RefSeq names its product peptide chain release factor PrfB1, chloroplastic. Gene Ontology annotation, cellular component: cytoplasm. Gene Ontology annotation, molecular function: translation release factor activity, codon specific. The transcript is spliced from 7 exons. Bases 95 to 1453 code for a protein of 452 amino acids. Gene Ontology annotation, biological process: translational termination. NCBI's taxonomy places the organism in Eukaryota, Viridiplantae, Streptophyta, Magnoliopsida, Poales, Poaceae. The record is from RefSeq and is a predicted model, not a curated record.
UCCCCUCGUCUAGCCUGAUCGGCGCCCUCUUCUCACAGACCCUUCGUGCUCGCGACUCCUCCCCCGCGCCCACCUCGACGCAUCUCGCGACGGCAUGGUUGACUGCCCGCGGCUGCUUCUGCCGGCCGCGCGCGCCGCUGCCGCUCCCUACCCGCGCUGCGCCGCUCGAAGUAGGCUCGACCCGGGACGCGCCCCCUUCUCCCUUUGUUUCAGCCGCCGCCGCCGCCGCCGCCGCUGGAGCUCCGUUCCUGUGCAAUCCGCAACUUCGGGGGCCGGAAGUCAGUCAAGCGUUGCAGAUGAACCGGAGGCUGUCGAAUGGGCCAUGCAGGAUUUCUAUGCUUUGCGGAAGGAGGUUGAGUUGGCUAUAGAGCGCGUCAAUGAAGUCAGGCAGUCUGCCGGUUUGGAACAGCUUGAGGAGGAAAUCGCUUCGCUCGAGAAGAAAUCUGCAGAUAGUUCUUUGUGGGAUGAUCCUUCCAAGGCACAGGAGAUACUUGUUUCUCUGACAGAGGUCAAAGAUAGAGUCAAGCUUCUCAACGACUUUAAGUCGCAGGUUGAAGAAUCUGAGACCAUUGUGAAGCUUACUGAGGAACUAGAUUCCAUAGAUACUGGCUUUCUUGAGGAGGCCUCAAAGAUUAUAAAGGCAUUAAACAAGGCACUAGAUAAUUUUGAGAUGACACAACUUCUUUCUGGACCCUAUGACAAGGAAGGUGCUGUAAUUAAUAUUUCUGCUGGCGCUGGUGGCACCGACGCUCAGGAUUGGGCUGACAUGUUACUGAGGAUGUAUGUAAGGUGGGGAGAAAAGCAGCGUUACAAGACGAGAGUGGUUGAGAAAUCACCUGGUGAAGAGGCUGGUAUAAAAUCAGCAACCAUUGAACUAGAGGGGAGAUUUGCUUAUGGCUACCUCUCUGGUGAGAAAGGGACACAUAGGAUUGUCCGUCAAUCUCCGUUCAACGCUAAAGGGCUUCGACAGACAAGCUUUGCUGGUGUUGAAGUGAUGCCUCUUCUGCCGGAGGAAUCCAUGGAUGUCGAAAUACCUGAAGAGGACCUGGAUAUAAGCUUCACGAGAGCUGGAGGUAAAGGAGGCCAGAAUGUAAACAAGGUGGAAACAGCUGUUCGCAUGGUCCAUAUUCCCACUGGCAUUGCAGUUCGUUGCUCAGAGGAGAGGAGUCAGCUGGCCAACAAAAUAAAGGCCCUCAGCCGGCUCAAAGCGAAGCUACUGGUCAUCGCGGUGGAGCAGCGUGCGUCUGAGAUCAAGCAGAUCCGUGGCGACAUGGUGAAGGCAGAAUGGGGGCAGCAGAUACGCAACUAUGUCUUCCACCCCUACAAGCUCGUCAAGGACGUCCGGACAGGGUGCGAGACAUCGGACAUCACCGGCAUCAUGGACGGCGAACUGGAGCCCUUUAUCAGAGCGUACCUCAAGUACAAGCUCACUACAGCAGCUGCCAGCUCAUGAGGAGCAAAGCGACAAGUGAUACUUACAUCAAGUCCGUAGUAGUAUGAAUUUUUUAUGCAAAGUCCUUUUUUUUUCUUUUCUUGAUUUAGUGGACUUUCAUAGUACUAGCAUCUCAUUUCUUGAUUUAGGAAUCAUAACAGAUCAAAAUCGAAAUGGGGCCAUGAGUUGUGCCUUGAGUUUUACCAUAGAUGUCUAAUCGAAUCGUGUGACUUGGUGAAGCCUGUGUGCCAGUUCUCUAAAUUUUUGAAAUGAAUAGCUGUUCACCUA